Messenger RNA from Thecamonas trahens ATCC 50062, 1395 nucleotides. Its product is annotated as cysteine-rich secretory protein. The record is from RefSeq and is a predicted model, not a curated record. Bases 1 to 1395 code for a protein of 464 amino acids. Lineage: Eukaryota; Apusomonadida; Apusomonadidae. Gene Ontology annotation, molecular function: protein binding. The transcript is spliced from 3 exons.
AUGGCUCUUGUGGGCGAAUUCGCUCUGGGCGACUCUGUCAUUGGUGCCGACGUGACAGCUCGUGCAGCAUGGCUUGCAAAACACAACACCCGGCGGGCGGCGUACGACCUGCCGCCGUUGGCCUGGUCGACAGCGCUGGCGGAUGCGGCGCAGGAGCACGUCAAUAGCUGCCCAGGGACAACGGGCUCUGGUUCCGGCAACGGCGAGAAUGUGUGCGUGGCGGCAAGCCGACUCGGUGAGGCAUGCGUCGACCGGUGGGCAGCCGAGGCGGCGGAUUGGGACUGCGCGAGCGACUCGUGCGGAGCGGGGAAGACCUGUGAUGCGUACCGUCAGAUCAUGUGGGCUGAAGCGACUCAAGUCGGAUGCGCCGAGGUCAGCGGAUGUACGGCAGGCGGCUUUGACACCGUGGCGGUGUGCUUGUAUGCACCCGGGGUGGCAUCUGCGGCGAACCGGCCGUUUGAGGCGAGCAAGUGUGACACCUCGCCGCCGCCGUGCGCGUCUCCGUGCUCGCCGCCGAACACCUGCUCGGGCGUGGGGAGUUGCUGCGACAACCAGUGCACCUGCGAUCUGGGGUUCCAGCCGUCGGACGCUGCGCGUGGCGACUGUGUUAGCUCAACAACGGUGGUUGUCCGUGGCGGCAUCGAGGCCGGAGUGCCCAAGUCAAUCCAAUCGUCGGUCUUUGGCAAGCACUUUACAUACAUCCAGCUGCGGCCGUUUUCUAGCCCAUCGACGCGUGCGCUAGUGCGGCGACUGGCGCAGACCAGCUCGACCGCGGUACAGCCGCUAGCGAUCACGGUGACGGCGUCGUCGGGUGCGAAUCAGGUCCUCGCCCCGUUCUACUUACUUGCCGGGACCGGGCAGCCGUCGGCGACCAACAACAUUGCAGGCUCUGUCAUCAGCCGCGACGGCAAGACGAGUGAGCUGGCGUACCGAACAGCAACGGCGGAUGAGUCCGAGACCAUCACGCUCGCGGUGACUGCCGACGUCGACGCAUCGUUCACGGUUACUGCUCGCCUCGGCGCGCUGCCGGGCUCUGAGCCCGCGCCUGCGCCCGCCGACGACAUCACUUCCAAACGGUGGUUCCUCGGCGCGGUUGCGCUCGGUGCACUUGUAUGCAUCUGCUGCGUCCUCAUCACGGUCGUCUGCUGCAUCAAGAAGAGCAAGUCAGCCCCGUCGUACUUUCACGAGGGUGACACGUUCAUCGACACGUCGGACUUGCAUACGAUGGCUGGCGCGGGCGCGGCGCCCAAGGCGAACAUUGGCGCCGCGUCGGACAUCUCUAUGCCGCUUGUCACGGGCGCCACCGUUGAGAUCAUCGAAGAGUUUGACGACGGCUGGGCCCGCGGCCGAUGCAACGGUUCUGAGGGUAUGUUCCCCAUCACCUACGUCUCGUGA